AUGCUAGAUCAGAAACUGGCCAAAAAGCUAGAGGAGAGUAGGUUGGAAGGCUCAGGGACAAAGCCUUUGUACAUUUCGAAAAUUUCAAUCGAUGGCGACAACAUCAACAGUCCCUUAUCGAACUCCUCUUACAAGGCCAUCCUCGAUCAGGCACUAACCCAACCGUUACAAAAUGUCGGAUCCAGUUUGUACACUUUUGGAGAUAUUAGAAGAAAGUUGCUGUGUACAGGUCUGUACCAGGACGUCAAGAUAACCCUGGAAAGCGAUCCUGAUAUCAGUUCGCAGGACUAUCUACGUGAAAGAGUUCCCAGCGAACUUGGCAUCGAGUUGCCGCUCGCUACGCAUGCUAAAAUCCUUUUGACACCAUCCGCCGUGUACAACAGCACCGCUGGCACUACAUCUCUAUUCGACGACGAGGCAUCAAUGGCCAUCAGCCGCUCAUGUAUGAAUUUGUUUGGCCGUGGGGAUUCAGAGUACGUCCAUAUGGGUUUGAAUUACGACCCAGAAACUUCAAAGUGGGAAGGUAAAUCUUUGAAGGGUCUGCUUUCCGUGCCACUGACCAAGAAUCCUUCCGUGAGAGCUAAUCUUAACCUAGAUGCUGUCAAAAUGGAUAUGACUUCGAAACCAUACUUGAGCCCCGAAGACGGCCAUGAGCUAUAUCAGUAUUCGUUAAGUGCAGGUCUGCAAAAACGUUGGAUCUUGGAGCAAGUGACAUCUGUUCCCACUCUCUACGCAGGUAUUUCCUCUUCCAAUAGGUGCAUAAGCGGUUUAGGAGACAAAGCAUCUGAGACAUUUGCAAAACAUUCUGGAAAUUUCAACAAGAUCGCAGUCGAGAUGAAAUUCCACAAUGAUACCAGGAAGUACUUCGGAGCGUUCCCUAUAUCAGGUUAUGAGUUACAGAUUCAAAACGACUACAUCAUUUCUCAAUCGAAUGCCGUACAUCAAAGCUUACCACCGGAGAGAAACUUCAGCAAGUUCCACUUUAGCUUGCAACACCACAGCUCGCACUGGCAGAAUAAGCUUACAAAAUCUUUAGAUAUACAGCUGGGUGCUCUCAUCCCAUUUGGAAAUGAAAAAGAUGGCAUCCACCCGCUGGAUAAAUGGUAUCUAGGGGGAUUAGGCUCCCUAAAAGGCUUCCAAUCUAAUAGCGUCGGACUGAGAGGCAGCAAUUUCUACUACAAGCUUUGCUUGACAUCCUCGCAGAAAUUGAUCAGGACACCAUUGGACUCUCCGUUAAGGCUUCAAUUUUUCAUGAAUUUAGGCAAUACCUUUAACGAUCUGCGCUCCGCCAGAAGCUCAUGUGCGGCUGCUACUGGUGUAUCAUUGGCGUACAAGACCCCUCAGGCAGAUGUGGACUUCACCUAUGCGCUUCCUCUAACUUCUCGCCUACAGGAUAUUUCGAAGCCAGGCCUAUCAUUUGGUGUCACAUUUUCAUACUUUUAA
This is a messenger RNA of Torulaspora globosa, 1443 nucleotides long. RefSeq lists its product as uncharacterized. Gene Ontology annotation, biological process: protein insertion into mitochondrial outer membrane. Gene Ontology annotation, cellular component: SAM complex; outer membrane. The record is from RefSeq and is a predicted model, not a curated record. The transcript has a single exon. Lineage: Eukaryota; Fungi; Ascomycota; Saccharomycetes; Saccharomycetales; Saccharomycetaceae. The coding region runs from base 1 to 1443 and encodes 480 amino acids.